AUGGAGAUAAUUGGUGUUCAUGGUCUGGUUGUUUGCAAUAAUUUAACUGGCCAAGUCCUUGAGCUCCACCUUAGAAGUCUUUCUUUCUUGGAAUAUGUUGCCUCCAAUCCCACCACUCCCCAUGCAGCUUACAUAUUCAGCGGUAAGAUUAAUCCUUAUUUGAUCAAUUUGAAACGUGUGAGGUACUUGGAUUUGAGUAACAAUGAUUUUGGAGGAAUUCCCAUUCCCCAAUUCCUUGGCUUUAUGAGAAGUCUAAGAUAUCUUAACCUCUAUGGAGCUGGAUUUUCAGGAAUGUUGGAUUUUUCAUCUCAAACUCCUCUUAAACUAGCAAAUAAUAAAUUUCAAGGACCAAUUCCCAGUGGUCUUCAGAACGUGACUUCAUCAGUUAGGGAACUCGAUCUGUCUUCUAAUGAAAUUAAUUCUUCGAUACCCCAUUGGUUUUAUAGUUUUAGCCGUCUUGAUUUCCUCGACCUUGGCGGUAAUUUCUUGAAAGGCGAAAUCUCAAAUGCUAUUGAUAACAUGACUUCUUUGAUGCAUCUUGACUUGUCAACUUAUAAUCAACUCGAACUUGUGGGAGGGAUUCCAGGAACCUUCAGGAAUUUUUGCAAUUUAAGGUCAUUUUUUCUGUCAUAUGUUAAAUUGAAUCAAAGCAUAUCUGAGAUCUUCGAAAUUUUGUCAGGAUGUGCUUUACCUGAGCUAGAUUCAUUGGUCUUGGAUAAUUGUCAAUUGUUUGGUCAUUUGACCGACCAUCUUGGGCAAUUCAAGAAUCUGCUCCCUCUUUCUCUAUCAGACAAUAUGAUUUCUGGUCCAAUUCCUUUCUCUCUAGGAGAGUUGCAUUCCUUAAGAGCUAUUGAUGUAUCCCAUAACAAGCUGAAUGGAACUCUUCCCAUCUCAUUUGGAGGGCUUAGAAGCUUAGUGUCUGCAUAUUUUUCUUACAAUUCAAUGGAGGGUGAUGUUUCUGAAACCCACUUCGCAAAUCUCACAAACUUGGAUAUGUUUUUUGCUUCUGGGAACAAACUAACAUUGAGAGUUAGUCCUGGUUGGGUUCCUUCUUUUCAACUUGUUGAAGAAAUAGGAUUAGGAUCCUGGCAAAUUGGACCUCAAUUCCCCAUGUGGCUUCACUCUCUGAGAGUUACAGCAGAACUGAAAAUAGCUAAAAAUACUGCUAUCAUAGCUAAAAAAUCGUGA
Messenger RNA from Hevea brasiliensis (rubber tree), 1188 nucleotides. Its product is annotated as probable leucine-rich repeat receptor-like protein kinase At1g35710. The record is from RefSeq and is a predicted model, not a curated record. Bases 1 to 1188 code for a protein of 395 amino acids. Lineage: Eukaryota; Viridiplantae; Streptophyta; Magnoliopsida; Malpighiales; Euphorbiaceae. Gene Ontology annotation, molecular function: protein binding. The transcript is spliced from 3 exons.